AUGUCAUUCACAACAGGCGACCAGCCAAAGGUAAUCGCCCACCACGCCCCCAUCACCGCCUCCCGCCAACCAGCCCUCAUCCCCCCCUCCUCCCUCCCCUACCCCGGUACCGCCCGUGCCCACAAGGCAUCAACUCCCUCCGCCCCCAACGGCACCGAGAAAUUCAACUACCACAUCUCCCAACACCGUCCCCGCCGCGAUGUGUCCGAGAUGUCCGUCAUGCAGCUCCAUUGCGCAUUCUGGGACCCAGAUAACGAUGGGAUCGUGAACCCGUGGGAUACGUUUAUCGGAUUCCGUGCGUUGGGGUAUAAUUUGUUGUUGUGUGUGAUCGCGGUGGUCAUCAUCCAUUCCGGCUUCUCCUACCCCACUCGUCUCCACCACUCCUAUAUUCCCGAUCCUCUCUUCCGUGUCUACCUGGAUGGGAUACAUAAGGCGAAACACGGCUCCGACACAAACACCUACGACCCCGAAGGCCGUUUCCGCCCCCAACAAUUCGAAGACAUCUUCGCGAAAUAUGCCAACCCCGCAACCCCCACCAAACUCUCCAUCCGCGAAGUGUUUAGCAUGCUAAAAGGUCAACGCGUAGUCCUCGACCCCUUCGGCUGGGGAGCAGCGAUUUUCGAGUGGUAUGCGACGAUCGUGCUCAUUGCGCGUGACGGGUAUAUUGAGAAAGAAGACCUGCGCCGAAUCUACGAUGGGACGCUCUUUUAUACGAUCGCUGGGCAGAAUCGAACCCAAGAGCCGUGGAAGAAGGGGUUU
Molecule: messenger RNA, 759 nt
Organism: Saitoella complicata NRRL Y-17804
Lineage: Eukaryota; Fungi; Ascomycota; Saitoellomycetes; Saitoellales; Saitoellaceae
Product: calcium binding protein Caleosin
Exons: 1
Molecular function (GO): calcium ion binding; monooxygenase activity
Source: RefSeq, a predicted model, not a curated record